Messenger RNA from Cadophora gregata, 1257 nucleotides. RefSeq lists its product as uncharacterized. The transcript has 3 exons. Bases 1 to 1257 code for a protein of 418 amino acids. Gene Ontology annotation, molecular function: ATP binding; ATP-dependent chromatin remodeler activity. The record is from RefSeq and is a predicted model, not a curated record. Lineage: Eukaryota; Fungi; Ascomycota; Leotiomycetes; Helotiales; Ploettnerulaceae.
AUGAUGAGUCAAGAAAAUGAUACCCAGCCAUUCAUCGAGGAAGUAAUUUCGGAAGCUGUCGAUGAUGAUAUUGGCUAUCGUAUUGAAGCCAAAGCAACCCGAAAGGUCAAGAUUGCUGGAGGCAUUCUAUCACAAGAUUUUGGAUUUGGAAAGACCAUUUUAGUCCUUUCAAUCGUUGCUCGAAACUUGAAAAAGUUGGAAGACCGAAUCCAGAAUAACCCCUACGUGAAGGGUGCCAUUCCAUCCAAAGCCACCUUGGUCCUUGUACCACCACAUCUGAUGGAUCAAUGGAAUGGUGAGGCGAACAAAUUCAUGAACUGUUUCUUCAAGAAAUCAUCCAAAAUUCAAGAUGUGAUUAUCAUCAAGAGCUUCAAGAAGCUUAAAGGUUUGACGGUACAAGACUGUAAUAAUGCUAAGCUUGUGAUUGCCAGUUGGGAUGUCUGCAAUUCAACUGGCUACCGUAAAGCUUUCGCUCAGUUCGCUGGCAAGGUUGAAUGCGAUGAUAACACACCGCCACGUGCCAAACAACAGUGGUACAAGGAUGCCUUGAAGAUGGUGGAAUCAAACCUCGAAAAAUUCAUGCACGACCCUGUCUACACUGAUAAAAAUAAUCCUGGUCCAGCUCAGGACUUGCUUGAAUCACAAUUCGAACAAAGUGUCAAGGAGGCCAAUCAGCACAGUCGAUUUGUUCCCUCAAAGCAUGUCACCGGGUCUAAAUAUGUCGGUGCCGAAACCAGAACGGCUCUGCUUUCUGAGGGUUCUCAGCCGAGAGAAAAGCGCAAGAGAGAUCAGCAGGUGACUUCUGGUCAUUUCAACUUUGCUGCCCUCUCCGAGAGAGGUAUCGAUGGUCUCGACUUCCCACUCUUCGAGUUCAUGAAUUGGGGUCGUAUUGUGGUUGAUGAACACACAUACGCAAAGCCGGAGCACACAAGAAUUUUUCACUGCCUCAAAGGAUGGAUGACUUGGGCCCUGUCAAGUACUCCUCCUCUCGAUAAUUUCCAUGGCGUUGAGGCCAUGGCUUCAUUACUCGGUGUUAAUCUUGGUCGUGAUGACCAUACCAUCAUGAAGGCCGACGAACGAGAAAGAAGACGAGCCAGCUCACAACCUCGGAAAAGUUCUCUAUUUACCAAGAGACCGCAUCACCAGCCUGGCAGCGAACAGAGACGAGCACGCCCAAGCUUUCUUAGAUCACUUUGUGCGAAAAGAUUUCCUCGAUUUGAGCAAUAUCGAAUGCGAGCAGAGUAUUGUGGGUGUUAA